ACGGUUGAGGGCUGGGGUCUCUAACGCGCCGCAGCAAUGGCCAGACACGUCGAGCUCUAUAACGGCGCCAAGAUGCCCCUCCUGGGGCUGGGCACCUGGAAGUCAUCUCCGGGCCAGGUGACUGAGGCCGUGAAGGUAGCGAUUGACCUUGGGUACCGCCAUAUCGACUGUCAGGUAUACCAGAACGAGAAGGAGGUGGGGGUGGCCCUUCAGGAGAAGCUCAAGGAGCAGGUGGUGAAACGCCACGAACUCUUCAUCGUCAGCAAGCUGUGGUGCACAUUCCAUGACAAGAGCUUGGUGAAAGGAGCCUUCCAGAAGACCCUCAGCGACCUGCAGCUGGACUACCUGGACCUCUAUCUAAUUCAUUGGCCAACGGGCUUUAAGCAUGGUGACGACUAUUUUCCGUUGGAUGCGGCAGGCAGCGUGGUUCCCAGUGACACUGAUUUUGUGGACACCUGGAUGGCCAUGGAAGAGCUGGUGGAUGAAGGGCUGGUGAAAGCAAUUGGCAUCUCCAACUUCAACCAUCUCCAGAUUGAGAGGAUCUUAAACAAACCUGGCUUGAAAUAUAAGCCGGCAGUUAACCAGAUCGAGUGCCACCCAUACCUAACUCAGGAGAAGUUGAUCCAGUACUGCCAUUCCAAAGGCAUUGUGGUGACUGCCUACAGCCCCCUGGGUUCUCCCGACAGGCCCUGGGCCAAACCCGAGGACCCUUCACUCCUGGAGGAUCCCAGGAUCAAGGCAAUUGCAGACAAGUACAAUAAAACGACAGCCCAGGUGCUGAUCCGAUUCCCCAUGCAGAGGAAAUUGGUGGUGAUCCCCAAGUCUGUGACACCUGCAUGCAUUGCAGAGAACUUUCAGGUCUUUGACUUUGAGCUGAGCAGCGAGGACAUGGCCACCUUACUCAGCUACAACAGGAACUGGAGGGUGUGUGCCUUGGUGAGCUGUGCUACCCACAAGGAUUACCCCUUCCAUGCAGAGUUUUGAAGCUGUGGAUGCCUGCUGUUCCACAAGGAACUUGCACCUGUUCCUGCCUCAUUUUUCCUU
Sciurus carolinensis (gray squirrel) is the source of this 1044-nucleotide messenger RNA. RefSeq names its product aldo-keto reductase family 1 member B1-like. Gene Ontology annotation, molecular function: aldose reductase (NADPH) activity. Lineage: Eukaryota; Metazoa; Chordata; Mammalia; Rodentia; Sciuridae. Gene Ontology annotation, cellular component: cytosol. The record is from RefSeq and is a predicted model, not a curated record.